UUUUAGUGGCUCAAGAGUGUUUCCCCUAUAAAAACUUAAUAUCAAGUAUAAAAAUAUAAGUUCCACGCAAUUUUCUGGCGAACAUUUCUUGCGUUCUCACUGAUUUUUGCAGUGCAUCCUCUAUUGUGGGCAACCAGAGAAAACAGGAACAGAAUGGAUAGGGAACUCUUCCUUGCUUUGGAAGUUCGUGAUAUUGAUAAAAUUCAAACUUUACACGAGCAGGACAAGGAUGCUCUGGAUGGUGUUACUUUCCAAGGAGAUACUGCUCUUCAUAUAGCUGCAAGGGAAGGCCAUCAAGAUAUUGUUAAAUGGAUUCUGAAAGAGAAACCCUCCUUGGCUAAAGCUCGAAACAAGGAUGAAAACGCGGUGCUGCAUGAAGCAGCUAAAAGCGGUAAUACAGAAGUUGUCAGACUUCUCCUUCAACUCAAUCAGAGUUCUAAUGACCGUCACAAUAAGUUUAGAGAGACAGCUCUGGUGAUAGCUUCGCAGUAUGGCCACGUGGGAGCAGUUAAACUUUUAUUGCAGGCCAGGCCAUCGGAAGAUCCAUUUGAAUGGCAUCGAUCUGUUAGAGAGGCAGCUUUAAGGGGAUAUAAAGAUGUAGUUGUGGCGAUGCUGGCUAACACACCCAGAUGUAAUUUUACUAGUCUUUUGAUGCGUCUUCUAGCCGACGCCUGGUAUAAAGGUGUAAUUGUGCUGAUGCUGGCCAAGACAGCCAGAUGUAAUUUUACCCCUCUUUUGAGGUUUCUUCAAGCCUGGUAUUGGGAUUUUCCGAAAUCCCCGAUUCUGCAUGCAGCCGUGCAAGGAGGAGAUCUUGAGGUCGUAAAGGUAAUGCUAAAUCAUGAUUCGUGGGAAUUCAAGUUCAUGACGGUGGAGGAUGAGUAUGGAAGAUGUGCAAUCCAUGUAGCAGCAAUCAAAGGUCACUGGCAUAUAAUCAACGAAUUUAUGUCGAGGAGGCCAGACUCUGUCAAUAUCCGCAGUUCAGAUGGUAAAUCUGUUUUACACUUUGCAGUCGAAUAUAAUCAAUUGAAUGUUGUGAAGUGUCUAUUAGCAAACAAGGAGGCAAAGAAUGUAGCCAAAUUGGUCAGCCGCGACCGUGACGAUUCUGGAAAUACAGCGCUACAUUUCGCAGCAAUUAAUGGAGCGAGUGUCGAGGUUUGACACCCUUUUAUCCCUCUUUCUAAUUUUUUUUGGUUCUACACCUCUUCUUAGUCCAUAUAUUUUAUAAAUG
Messenger RNA from Cryptomeria japonica (Japanese cedar), 1228 nucleotides. RefSeq lists its product as uncharacterized. The transcript has 3 exons. Gene Ontology annotation, molecular function: protein phosphatase 1 binding; protein phosphatase regulator activity. The record is from RefSeq and is a predicted model, not a curated record. Lineage: Eukaryota; Viridiplantae; Streptophyta; Pinopsida; Cupressales; Cupressaceae. Bases 154 to 1158 code for a protein of 334 amino acids. Gene Ontology annotation, cellular component: plasma membrane.